Molecule: messenger RNA, 959 nt
Organism: Aricia agestis (brown argus)
Lineage: Eukaryota; Metazoa; Arthropoda; Insecta; Lepidoptera; Lycaenidae
Exons: 5
Coding region: 12-761 (249 amino acids)
Source: RefSeq, a predicted model, not a curated record
UGUACGUGAUCAUGGCAUUCCAUAUUCUUUAUAACAUCCACAGUAGGAAUAUGCAAGUGUAUAGUUCUCUUAGCAAAAUGGCACUGGUUAAUUUAGUUUUAGUUCUGUGUUUUUCCUACAUCUGUCGAGCAGACGUAGAGCCGGGUGACCCGCGCGCCGCAGUAUUCAUCGAAGGUUUCUCUCGCAUCACGCGCGGCCCGCCGGGCGGGUACGCGGCGAUCGACCCGCUCUACAUCAACUACUUCGGCGGCUCCUUCGCGACGCUACAGUACAAGAACUACAAUAACACUGUCACGGGUCUGAGCAACUGUGCGGCUUAUGACUUUGUCCUCAGUGCGGACGGGCGCGUGAUUAACUUCGCGCUGGACUGCCCCGGCUACACCCUGUACUCGGCCAACGAGGUGACGGGCUACCUGCUGUAUAAGAACAUGAACGGCCGAGGCACUUUGGAAAUCGAUUACGGAAGAUACAUAGUCCGCGUGUACGCUGUGUUGACCUACGUAUCGGACAGGUACGGCAACACCUACUACCGCAUCGGCGGGUUCUCCCUCGACAUCGACGUCAUAGGACCUAUCAACUUCAACUUCAUGCAUCUCUUCAACAAUAAUAGAAUCAGAAAUGAAGAGAUCAACGAGCUGGCGAACAGCAACUGGAAGAGGGUGGCGGUGUUCUCCCGCGAGCCCGUCUGGUAUCCCAUCAUGAACAAGAUCCUCGCCAGCCUCAACAACUAUCUCCGGACUGCGCCUAUACAGUCACUGUAGAUAUCUGGCCCCAAGAAAAAAAAGCGAGAUGGUGGUAACUGCAGAAAGUAUGACUCACAUUAAAAAAACUAAAUCAGAUUUAAAGCUGCGAAGAUCGUAGCUAACAAACAUACCUACAACUGCAGGCACGUUAAACUUUUAUCGCCGUAAAAUAUCCUAGCUGUUAGUUAAUCACAAUAAAAGAAAUGCAAUAAAGUG